AUGCGCUGGAUAGCCCAGAGGAACUCUGCUUUAACAAAGUCCACUUACAGGUUCAUGUGCGAGCUGCCGAAAGACUCUAACCUUACCGAGUCCAAGAAAAGACCUGUGACACCGCCCAAGACAACAGGAUCGAGCGACCAUUCCCCAUCUGCCACUGAGCACCUCUGUGUCAAGAAAAAGAAGAAUGGAGGGCCCGGAGAGCUGCGGGAUAGCAAAGGAUUUAAGCUAAAAAUACAGGAAUCCAAUCAUUUGAGAAACAAGCAGGUUGACCCUGAAUACGAAGUCCAAGUUGAAGGCCCGUUAAGAAAAAUUGUUCCUUACGAUUUUACUUACAAAACGUUCUGUAAGUUGCGGUGGAGAGAUAGGCCUCUAAUAGACAUCUUUGUCAAUGAAUUUAGAGACCGAGAGGAAUCUUACUACAGGAAGACAAUCGCAAGGGGUGCCGUCUUUUUAAAUGAGAACCCGGCUAAUCUCGAAUCGAUAGUACGCAAUGGAGACCUUAUAUCGCAUAAAAUUCACAGGCACGAGCCUCCAGUAACUUCAAGACCUAUCAAAAUAGUUUUCGAGGAUCAAGAUCUCUUUGUUAUCGACAAACCAAGCGGCAUACCAGUUCAUCCCACCGGAAGGUAUAGAUUCAAUACAAUUACCAAAAUAUUGCAAAAACAAAUCAAUGGUUCGGUUCAUCCCUGCAACAGAUUAGACAGGUUGACAAGCGGACUGAUGUUCUUAGCCAAAACACCCCGUGGCGCAGACCAUAUGGCCAAUCAACUCAAAGCUAGGGAAGUCAAAAAGGAAUAUAUCGCAAGAGUCGUGGGCGAAUUUCCAGCAGAAAGAAUUUCAGUUGAAAAGCCUUUGAAAUGUGUAGAGCCACGCCUAGCUUUGAAUGGCGUUUGCAAUUCCGAAGAGGAAGGGGCCAAAGAAGCAAAAACGGUAUUCACAAGGGUAAGUUUUGAUGGUGAGACCAGCUUAGUGAAAUGCCAGCCUCAUACAGGAAGAACCCACCAGAUCAGAGUACACUUACAGUACCUAGGACACCCCAUUGCAAAUGAUCCCCUUUAUUCCAACCCACAAAUAUGGGGACCAUCUUUAGGAAAAGGUCAAAGGACUGACUUUUCUGAAGUUAUUGAGAAGCUCUCAAACGUUGGAAAAACUGUCUGUGCAGAAAGCUGGUUUUUUCCUGAUUCUAUGGGCGAGUUGUUGACCGGCGAAAAAUGUCCAGACUGCGAAACAGAUCUAUAUACUGACCCAGGGCCCAACGAUCUCGAUUUAUGGCUCCAUGCUUACUGCUAUGAGUCCACAGAGUUUAAUGACAACGGGACACGAAAAUGGAGCUACAAAACAGAAUUCCCUGAAUGGGCUCUCGAGCCACACCGCAAAUAUAUGGAAAUGGCAAUCAACGAGGCAAAAAAGUGCGGACCAACAACUACUGCAUUCAGUGUCGGUGCUGUGCUUACGAAUAGCGACAAGGUCCUUUCAACAGGAUUUUCAAGGGAGCUCCCUGGAAAUACGCACGCUGAACAAUGUGCCCUGGAAAAAUAUUUCGAACAAUCAGGGAAUAGAUCUGUUCCGCCAGGGUCUGUUCUUUAUACGACGAUGGAGCCAUGCUCUUUCAGGCUCAGCGGUAACAAGCCAUGCGUGGAUAGAAUCAUAGAUGCUAGCAAAAGCAUACGGACAGUUUUUGUUGGAGUGAUGGAGCCAGACACCUUUGUCAAGAAUAACACCAGUAAGACAAAACUAUCUCAACAUGAAAUUGACUACGUGCUUAUUCCUGGAUACGAAGAAGAUUGCACAAAGGCAGCUAAAAAAGGCCACAAAGAAGAUUCUGGGAUCUAA
Lachancea thermotolerans CBS 6340 is the source of this 1833-nucleotide messenger RNA. RefSeq names its product KLTH0C08756p. Gene Ontology annotation, molecular function: RNA binding; pseudouridine synthase activity. The coding region runs from base 1 to 1833 and encodes 610 amino acids. Gene Ontology annotation, biological process: pseudouridine synthesis. Lineage: Eukaryota; Fungi; Ascomycota; Saccharomycetes; Saccharomycetales; Saccharomycetaceae. The transcript has a single exon. The record is from RefSeq and is a predicted model, not a curated record.